Messenger RNA from Nipponia nippon (crested ibis), 912 nucleotides. Its product is annotated as heat shock protein 30C-like. Gene Ontology annotation, cellular component: nucleus; cytoplasm. Gene Ontology annotation, biological process: protein refolding; response to heat. The record is from RefSeq and is a predicted model, not a curated record. Lineage: Eukaryota; Metazoa; Chordata; Aves; Pelecaniformes; Threskiornithidae.
AAGAGGGUGCGUGGGGAGAGAGUGUUCUAGAACGGGCACACCCCUGGGCAGGGGAGGAUAAAACCUGCCGCUGCCCGGCCCCAGCCCAGCACCGCUCCAGCCCCUGCACAGAGCUGAGCCACAGCACGCGCCGGGAGCACGCACCGGGAGCAGAGAUGCUUUGCCGCCUGCACUUCAUGCCGCCCACGUCCAGCUCGCUGUUCCCGUGGCUGGGACCCAUCCGCACCCUUUGGCCGCAUCCAGGCACCCUCUUUGCCGAGCUGGAGCGAGAGCUGCGGCUGGAGAUGGAGAGGGCUCGGGAGUUCAUGAGCAGCUUCGAGCAGCUCCUGAGCAGCGGGACAGGCCCCAGCCGGAUCGGCGUCGCCGCGGAGCGAGCCCCGAGCACCAGCGCAGCCCUGACCCAGGGCCCCGGGGAGGGCUUCUCCGUCUGCCAGGACGUGAAGGACUUUGCUCCCGAGCAGCUGUCGGUGAAGGUGGUGGGCAGGAAGGUGGUGCUGGUGGGGCAGAAGGAGACGCAGAGCACGGACGAGAAGGGCUCCUUCUCCUACAAGUACGAGGUGCUGAAGCGGGAGUGGGACGUGCCCGAGGAGGUGGACGCCGAGGCGCUGACGUGCUCCCUGUCCAAGGAGGGGCAGCUCCGCAUCGAGGCCCCCAGGCUGGCCCUGCCGGCCGCCCCGGAGAGGAACGUGCCCAUCCAGAUGGGGCCAGCAGUGGCGCAGCCAACGGCCAGCACCGACGACGGAACCGAGCGGGCCAAGGCAUGACGGGGAGCGGCGCGGGGCUGGGCUGAGCCCAGCUGCUGGGGCAGCCGCUGGUCACAGGGCAGGACGGUGCCGGGGGCUGCGUGACAGCCCGGUGGGAGGGUCUCUGCCCAAAACAUGUAGCUUUUUUGAUAUGUAAUAAAUAUUCCUG